AUGGAAUCGACAAAGCCUUGGCUUCAUAAGAUUCGGGCUUCCGAGUCUUUUGUUGUCAUCGUGGUGACGAUUGCGAUUUUCACGGAUGUUUUCAUCUAUGGCAUGGUUGUCCCUAUCAUUCCCGUUGCACUGGUUGAACGCGUUGGAGCUCGAGAGGAAGAUGCACAAUAUUGGGUAUCGGUUCUGCUAGCUGUCUACGGCGCAACUCUUCUUAUUGGAUCGCCGCUCUUCGGCUGGUUCGCUGACCACUCUCGAUAUCGAAAAUUGCCUUUCGUCAUCGGUCUGCUUGCACUGGGUGCCUCGACUCUGCUCUUCAUCGUUGCCCGCUCUAUGGUGCUUCUUAUCAUUGCACGCGGCCUGCAGGGAUUCUCUGCUGCCGGUGUUUGGGUCGUUGGACUUGCGAUAGUUGUGGACAAUGUACCCCCGGAGCGGGUCGGGGAGGCCAUGGGACAAACAACAAUCGGCAUGACGUGGGGAUUCCUGCUUGGCCCUACGAUUGGUGGCAUCAUGUAUGAGAGGCUGGGCUUUUAUGGGACGUUUAUGAUUCCUGUGGCUCUUAUUGCUCUGGAUGUGAUCUUGCGAUUUGCUAUUAUCGAGGUGCCGAGAACUGCUCAAAAUUCGGGGCCCACUUUCAAUUCGCAGGCUAUUGACUCUCAGGCUGAUGCGUACAACACAAUAAUUCGCCCAGAGUCUCAGUCUCCCCAAGCAAGGAAUACUUGUACCGGGAUCGAGCAACAUUGCGAUGAGCAAACAUCCUUAUUGAGAUCCUCGACUCCUUGCGCUAGACCCCCAAGGUUGGGCAAACAAAAACACGCGACGAUAUUCAGUCUUCUCAAGUCUCCCCGACUGCCCCUUGCAUGUAUGGCCACCAUUGUGAUGGCUGUUAUAACUGCAGCCCUGGAAACCACCAUCCCGCUAUACGUCAUGGAGACAUUCGGUUGGUCCUCUGGCGGUGCAGGGCUGAUCUUCGUCGCUUCGUCCAUUCCCAGUUUCGCAGGCGUACUUAUCGGAAGAUUUAUCGAUCGCAUUGGAGUCCGAAUCCCAGCAGCUCUAGCUUUUUCAGCCUCGGCCUGCGCCUGGAUUUUGAUGCGUUUGGUGAACAAGAACACAACCGCCGACAUCAUUUUGCUAACAGCCCUCCUGUUCAUUCUAGGCCUCGCGGUCGUCACGGUAGAAGUGACCGCCAUGACAGAAGCCUCUCAGGUGGUUGGGGACUAUGAGAUCGAGAAUCCUGGAGCGUUUGGAGAGAAAAGCCCGGUCGCCCAGACAUAUGCGCUAUUUAAUAUGGCUUUUGCGGGGGGUCAGCUCCUUGGUCCGAUCUUGGCGGGUGCAAUGCGGGUGCGUGCAGGUUGGGCUGCGAUGACCCUCGUGCUGGGAGUACUGUGUGCCGUAACGGCCGUGCCUAUUGGAUUGUUUAGCGGUGCCUGGCCCAAAAGGGUCGAGGUUGAGGCCGAAAGAGAUGGGUAG
Penicillium waksmanii is the source of this 1467-nucleotide messenger RNA. Its product is annotated as MFS transporter. The transcript is spliced from 7 exons. Gene Ontology annotation, biological process: transmembrane transport. Bases 1 to 1467 code for a protein of 488 amino acids. NCBI's taxonomy places the organism in Eukaryota, Fungi, Ascomycota, Eurotiomycetes, Eurotiales, Aspergillaceae. The record is from RefSeq and is a predicted model, not a curated record. Gene Ontology annotation, molecular function: transmembrane transporter activity.